GCUGCUGCAAGUAGCGCUGUUCUGUGAGUGUCCCCCCCGCCCCCGGUGUGACACACGACUUCCGGUUCCGGCCCCAUUGUUGCGAAGCGAUGGCGGCGCGGGCUGGCUUCCAAUCGGUGACUCCCGGGGGAUCCGGGCCUGCGCCCGCUGUGAUGGGCCCCGGGACACCCGGACCUGCUGUGAGGAUGGGCCCCGCCCCGGGGCAGGGCAUGUACCGGUCACCGAUGCCAGGAGCCGCUUACCCGCGACCCGGGAUGCUUCCAGGCAGUCGGAUGACUCCUCAGGGACCAGCCAUGGGACCUCCAGGUUAUGGUGGAAGCCCAGCUGCUCGACCAGGGAUGGCUCAGUCAGGUAUGGACCAGUCCCGGAAACGCCCUGCACCUCAGCAAAUACAGCAAGUUCAGCAACAGGCAGCUCAAAAUAGGAACCACAGUGCUAAAAAGAAGAAGAUGGCUGAUAAGAUUCUACCUCAGAGGAUUCGGGAGCUAGUACCUGAAUCUCAGGCUUACAUGGAUUUAUUGGCUUUUGAGAGGAAAUUGGACCAGACAAUUAUGAGAAAACGGCUUGAUAUUCAAGAGGCCUUGAAAAGACCGAUCAAGCAAAAAAGGAAACUCCGCAUUUUCAUUUCUAACACAUUUAACCCGGCAAAGUCUGAUAUGGAGGACGGCGAGGGAACAGUGGCUUCUUGGGAGCUGCGUGUAGAAGGUCGCCUUCUGGAGGAUGCAACUUUAUCCAAAUAUGAUGUUUCCAAACAGAAGAGAAAAUUCUCAUCAUUUUUUAAGUCUUUGGUCAUUGAGUUAGACAAGGAUCUGUAUGGGCCAGAUAAUCAUUUGGUGGAGUGGCACAGAACACCAACCACUCAGGAGACAGACGGGUUUCAGGUCAAACGUCCAGGAGACGUCAAUGUACGCUGCACUGUGUUGCUGAUGCUUGAUUAUCAGCCACCUCAGUUUAAGCUUGAUCCCCGGUUGGCUCGUCUUCUUGGAAUCCACACACAGACUCGUCCAGUCAUCAUUCAAGCUCUAUGGCAGUACAUUAAAACACACAAACUUCAGGACCCUCAUGAGCGGGAGUUCAUAGUCUGUGACAAAUACCUCCAGCAGAUUUUUGAAUCUCAGAGGAUGAAGUUUUCCGAGCUUCCUCAAAGACUACAUGCCCUUCUCAUGCCUCCAGAGCCCAUCAUAAUUAAUCAUGUCAUUAGUGUGGAUCCUAAUGACCAGAAAAAGACAGCAUGUUAUGAUAUUGAUGUUGAAGUGGAUGACACCCUCAAGACUCAGAUGAACUCUUUCCUGCUUUCCACUUCCAGUCAACAAGAGAUUGCAGCUCUAGAUAAUAAGAUUCAUGAGACGAUUGAAACAAUUAAUCAGCUCAAGAUUCAGAGGGAGUUCAUGUUGAGCUUCGCCCGUGACCCUCAAGGUUUUAUUAAUGACUGGCUACAGUCUCAGUGCCGUGACCUCAAGACUAUGACGGAUGUUGUUGGAAAUCCAGAAGAGGAGCGCAGAGCAGAAUUCUAUUUCCAGCCCUGGGCUCAGGAAGCUGUCUGUCGAUACUUCUACUCCAAGGUGCAGCAAAGACGCCAGGAAUUGGAACAAGCCCUGGGGAUCAGAAAUACAUAAAGGGACGCUGGCACAUGGGAAGCUGCCUAUUGGAUGUAUGGAACUGAGCGCUUCUCUUGGCCACAAUUUUCAACAUCUUUUUUGAGGCUUUAGGAUGCUGCUAUCAAGUAUAUCAGAACUCUGAGGCCUCUGCCACCAAAUGACUGACAAGUGGAAUAAGGACACACUAAUAUUUAUACUGGUACCAGAUGAAAACUUGAGAAAGCCACCAGAUGUUUUGAGGGUUAAACUAUUAAAGUUGACGGAUCAAUUACUUUCGGUUUCCUUGCCACCUUAAGUGUUUUUUUUUUAUUUUGUAUUUCUCUUAGGCCUCAUUCACACUGACAUUGCCAAACUGCGCUUAGAGGACAUUUUCAAAUGCAUUUAAUGAUUUUAGUGUGCUAUUCACACCGAUCUUGCCUGCAUUUAGGUGUGGGCAGUUUAGCUGUGAUUAAAAAAAGUCAUCGUGUGUGUCAAGGAUCCAAUUAGACACUUAAAUGUGAAUCAAUUCAUGUAAAGGUGGCUAAAGCAGUAGCAUUUAAAUGCAGGAAAAACGGAUCUGGAGGGAAUAAAACAUAUUUUUUUUUUUUUUUUUUUGUAUUUCCUGGAUUAUUUCUUCUGUGUGUAGAAAAGCUAAACAUGAGUGCCCUAGGACCUCAUUCACACUGGCAAUGUCAGACUUUCAGAGGACAUUUCUAAAUGCCUAGAAACUUGUGCAUUUUUCAAGGAUGUCAUUCACAUUGUGUGUUUUACCUGCCGUUGGUUUCAGUCAGUCUAGCUGUGUUUAGAAAAAAUAGAAUUCUGUGCAUCCAGGAUCUGAUUAUAAACUAAACACGAGCAAACUUUUCUGCUUAAAGAGGAACUACACUCAGAACCACAAACCAAAAGUGCUAUUGAAUUCAUUUUUAAUAUUAAGACCCCUUUCACACUGAACCACUCAUAGUGUCAGCGUUAAAACUCCGCUAAUUUUACCGCCGACGCUAUGGGCGGAUUUGCGGCGCAUUUUUGGCUGCUGUCGGGGUGGUUUUUCCCCCACUAGCAGCUGAGAAAGGGUUAAAACCGCCCGCAGUGCACUGCUGAUUCAACGCAUUGCCAGCGACAUAGCCGCACUGUCCCAGCAGCUGUGAAAGAGCGGUAAACACACCGCUCCAAAGAUGCGGCUAGCAGGACUUAUUUUACAGUCCUGCUAGCGCAAGGCUCCAGUGUGACAGCUGUUGGGGCGGAUUGCAGGCUAUAGCAUCUGCAAUACGCUCCAGUGCGAAAGGGGUCUAAAGGCAAACUCCCCCCAUCCAUCCAUGUCUCUAUGCUUUAUUUUGCAGAGAAAUCAUUUAGUAUAACUCCCCUGUGGCCAGAAGGGCAGAUGAUUCAUGUAACAUUUACUUUCUGUAAUCUAUUUACCCUUCAUUCGGUCAUGCAGACAGGAGGUUGAACUUAGUUAAGAACCCCCCCCCCCCCUUCCUCCUGAAGAUUCCCAGGAUGUAUGACAUAAUUUGCCUAGGCAAGAAACUAGGAAGCAACUGAGGAAAUGUGAAAAAAAGUUUAGAACAAGUACCCAGGAUGUACUGUCUUAUCUAUUUACUGAUGCUAGCAGCAUAAGGAUUUAAAAUGGUCAAUGUUGGUUAAGAGACUGAAGUUCCACUUUAAGGCUCAGUUCACACUGGUGUGAUGCGAGAACCCGUGCGAAUCCAUCAUGGGUUCCCGCAUUGCACCCGGCUCGCAGUCAGUUAUCAAUGCCCUGUGCGAACCGCUGUGGGUGUCAAUACAAAGUAAAUGUCCCCCCCAGAUUGGUUCACAUAUGGCAGUGCGAACUGUCAGUUCGGACAUGAAUCGGAUCGCAUGCCAUCCGAUUCUGUUGCGGACCAAAAAAAAGGUUCCUGCAUAACUGGUCCGAAUACGAUGUGGAUUCAGCCAUACAAUCGGGCUAAAUUCGCAUUGCACAGACAUCGCAUUUUGAUUGCAUGCCAUCUCGGACAGCGCACCAGUGUGAUCCCGAGCCUAAGGCCUCGUUCAGUUAGCUUUUGUAAACGCAGGAGAUAUUUUCGGGAAGUAAUAAAUAUUUAUGCCUCCCAGAUCACCUUUUCCCGGUUUUAUAUAAUCCUGCUUUACAACAGGUUUAUAUGGGUUCAGUGUGUUUAAUCGGAUUCUGGAGGCACAAAAACCUAUUUUCUCGACAUGCAGCUGAACUGAUUGCACAUGUGUGAAUGGCACCAUUGCAAAAUAAAUUGAUGCUUUUAUAGGUGUUUAGAAAUGUCCUCCCAAUGCAGAUUUGACAGUACCAGUGUGAAUGAGGCCUUAAUGAGGAACAUCUAAACGCAGGAAAAAGUGAUCUGCGAAGCAAACAUUUUCUAUACUUCUCAGAUCACAUUUCCUGCAUUUUUAAAAUCUUUAAACACAGAAGUGUCAGUGUGAAUGAGGCUUUAAUGCUUAACUUGCAAGUGCGAGGUGUUCGGCCACCCUUCCGUCACCUACACUUAGUGUGUGUGCUCCAAAUUGAUUGGCCUAUUUAAAAUAGUUUUUCAUGUCUAUGUAGGUUUACUGUAAUCUUUUAGAUUGCAUGGAUCACACAUUAGAGGUGGUCAGUGCAUUUUCAAAUAAUAAAAUUGCAGCCUGUCGUUUCGCUAGUGACACUCUGGGCUUGACUUGGGUAGGAGGAGCAAUUGCUUGCUAAAUUCCGACACCCAUCCAAUCAGACUUCAUCAGUUUUGUUGAAAUGAUUUCUGAUUGGUCACUGUGCACUCAAAGGCUACAUACAAACUAUUUAGGGGCUGUGCAUGUCGGUUCUAAAUCUCUGAAGACCAAUUUUUGAAGCAGGUUGUGACGUUGCUGAUAUUUCUCACCUGUAAUACUAUAUAUGCAGUUUACUGAUUGCAGUCUGUGUUUUUUUGAGCUGACGUUCUGUUUCAUGCCUUGGCAUGUUGCGUGGAUUGACCAGAGGCCUUUGGCUAUUCGUUUCCCAGAGUCCAUUGCACUCCUGCAUGGAUUUAUUCGUGUUGUUGCUUCUUUCAGUUACUGUUAUGAUUGACAGCUCAGCUCUUUCACUUUGCAUCAAAAAAUGGUCUUCAUUUAAAGCCAGCCUUUCACACCAGCUGCCUGCUGCCCAGAUUAGCUAAAGAUAAAACUAUCAACAAAGAUUUCCGAAGAAUCGUAAUACAAAAAAAAUACUUUCCUGGAUGUCUUCUGGAAGGUGCGGCUGACAUCACUGGCCCUCCCUGCUGCCUCCUGUCAACAUGGAAUCCUGCGAAGGUGCAUUUAUUCUAUGGACUGGGUGCAUUCUUGCUUUAUUUUGAGUGCCCAGAUAUCCCAGUGGUAAGGAAGAGCAAUUUCACCUAUGCAUCCUGGACGCUGCAACCAUUGAGAGUUUUUACUCCCUUUUUUUUUUUUUUUUCCACUGCCAAGUUUGUUUGGGUGACGGGAUGCAUUUUUUUUUUUUUUUGUGGAAGAUUGGCUUAAACAUACAGUGAAUGUAGGCCUUUAUAAAGAGCUAGAUGCACUCUCAACACCGUUUUUGUAUGUAGCCUUCUCAUUUAACGAAAGAUCCCUGGGAUUGUUGCCUCUGUGAGUGUCUAGUGGAUUGACGGCUGAGUUAUUCAGUCCUACAAAAGGCCCCAUUGUUAUGUACAGGUAGUCGGUACACCUAUCUAGCCUCUUUAUUACAGAUAUAGUAGAAGCACUGAUGAACUUGAUUUCAGGACUGCCAUGUAAAGGAUUCUGUAAACCUGUGCUGUCUAACACAGGUUGGAAAAAUCUAUUAUAUGAUAAACUUUUUUUUAUAUAUAUAUUCAAAGUGGAAAAGGUUACACGGUUAUGGACUAUGGAAGUGGUCAGUAGAUUUCAAUGAUGAAGGACUCUGGUUUAUGCAGCAGUGUGUACAAUAAUAAAUAUUUAUACAGCAUUUGCAGUCUGCAGAAUGGGCUCUUGAUAUGCUGCUUUGCUUUCUGGGGUGUUAUCCUUAGAAGCUCUCCAAUCUCUCACUGAAUGUGCCCGCGAGCACCUCUAUUCUCAUGAAAUAUGUAGCCUUUUUUAUUUUUAAAUGGAUUAUGGUUUUGAUGGACCAAAAUAUUGUUUUGUAUCUUGUAGUCAUUGCCAAGUUUUAAUAAAAGCAACUUCUCACUAAAUGAA
Rana temporaria (common frog) is the source of this 5714-nucleotide messenger RNA. It is a transcript of the gene SMARCD1, whose product is annotated as SWI/SNF related, matrix associated, actin dependent regulator of chromatin, subfamily d, member 1. Gene Ontology annotation, biological process: regulation of transcription by RNA polymerase II. The coding region runs from base 90 to 1616 and encodes 508 amino acids. The transcript has 13 exons. NCBI's taxonomy places the organism in Eukaryota, Metazoa, Chordata, Amphibia, Anura, Ranidae. Gene Ontology annotation, cellular component: nucleus; SWI/SNF complex. The record is from RefSeq and is a predicted model, not a curated record.